CAAAAACAGCUAUUUUUGUACCCUAUCACAGAGUAUUUGGAUUUGAAAAAGGCACAGAAACCAGCUACUGUUUUAUAAAGAAAAAAGGAGAUUGUAAAAGGUAGAGCACACAAAUAUUGUGCGUGAAAAUUUUGGGGUUGCCCACGCAAAUCAAGCCUCUAUUAACGUUGACACCUUAAUUACCCUCGAUUUGCCUUUCUACCCAGCCUUUCACCAAAACAAAUAAAUAAAUAAAUUAAGCUUGUUUUGGAUUAAGCCCAUAGUUGGGAUUAAUGGAUAUUAUCCAAAGAGUUAAAAAACCAUUUAUGUAAUCUGGCAUCCAUAUAAAGUCAGUAUGCACAGCGAAUAAGAGACAGUUGUUGAUUGUCUCUUGUGAAAUACAUUUAUACAUUUACAAAAAAAAUGUUAGGGCUAAGAGUGCUUUUUGCUUUAAAUAUAAUAAUAUUCGGGUCUUUUCAUGGAGAGUGUGCCGUAGUAAAUAAAGAUAAAUCACUUAUUGAAGCUCAAUCGAUUGGACGAAUUGUGAACCGCAUAAGUCACAAAGAAAUUAUACAGAGCAGCGGUUAUGUGAAUGAUAUUACCAGAGCAUCAAACGUUGAUCAGGCAUACCCAUGUCCCCAUUCAUCUGAUAUAGCUAAAAUAAAUAGUUUUCAAGAACCUAAAAUCAAUGAAAACCCAUCAGUUACGAAUUUCGCCAGCUCGUAUAUAAACAGUCAAUCAACGCAUCAUUCUACUGAUUUUCAAUUGCAAAUUCAGAGCUCACGACCAGCUCAGCACAUUCAUUACCAUUAUAUUGUGCCCAAUACUCCUGCAAAGCCGAUAAUAAAUUAUGUAUCUCAUUCCGAUGCCAACGCCUACAAUGUAAAUUCGGAAAACAAACACUAUUCCUCUGUUGUUCCACCACAACCAUCACAUAUCAAUGAAUAUAAUCUACACUCUACUAAUCGAGUUGAAGAACCCCAAGUUAACCCAUUAUACUCAACUGUGGACAAUAGUGGAUACCUUUACGAUUCCCCAGAUGAGCACCAGGGUCAAGCUUCUGAAAGCACAUCGGUUUACGAAUCGUUAAGAGAUCCGGAUUCGGGCCAAGUCUCAAAAGAACAACCUCAAGAACAACAGGAGGCUAUACUGAAAACAAACAUUCCAGAAGUACCCCAAAUUCCUCAAAUGCAAGUAGCCAAUAACACAAAAAAAACGGAGGUGUACUUUAUUAAAUACUACGACGAUAAAGAUACUACAACAACAAGUUCUCCUGAUUUACCGAAAUUAAAUGAUACUCUAAAUGAGUUUUCUGACGGCAGUGGCUUAAUAGAUAUAAGGGCAGGCGUGGAAGAAAUUCUGGAUAGCCAAAUAGAGGAUACCAUGCCCUAUAACGAACAUUCAGCAUACAAUGUUCCGCUCAACUAA
Molecule: messenger RNA, 1407 nt
Organism: Drosophila gunungcola (fruit fly)
Lineage: Eukaryota; Metazoa; Arthropoda; Insecta; Diptera; Drosophilidae
Exons: 1
Coding region: 403-1407 (334 amino acids)
Source: RefSeq, a predicted model, not a curated record